Chanos chanos (milkfish) is the source of this 9036-nucleotide messenger RNA. RefSeq names its product cadherin EGF LAG seven-pass G-type receptor 1b (gene celsr1b). Lineage: Eukaryota; Metazoa; Chordata; Actinopteri; Gonorynchiformes; Chanidae. The record is from RefSeq and is a predicted model, not a curated record. Gene Ontology annotation, cellular component: plasma membrane. Gene Ontology annotation, biological process: cell surface receptor signaling pathway; G protein-coupled receptor signaling pathway; homophilic cell-cell adhesion. Gene Ontology annotation, molecular function: G protein-coupled receptor activity; calcium ion binding. The transcript has 35 exons. The coding region runs from base 1 to 9036 and encodes 3011 amino acids.
AUGGAACUUCAGAGAUGGCUAUGGUUUGAAUUUAUUUUUUUUAUUCGCUGGUGUGGAUGCUUCGACUUACACUUUCCAGACACUUUACAGGCAGGAGCAACGCUGGCAAAUGUUUCUCUUGGAUCAGGAUGGCUUUACAAAAUAGACACGACUCUAACGCCACGUUCUGUAAGACAUCAUUUAAAGAUUGGGAGAAAUGACGGUAUACUAUCGCUUUUCCGGAAAGUUCAUUGUUCACGUUUAAUGAAGAAUCCUAUGCCACUUUACGUCAGAAUUUCAUCUUUGAUGUCCAACAAUUCCGUUUUGGCAAAUUUCGAUGCAUUUGUGCAUGGGCAAAACUGUUUUACUAAACACCACCCUACUAACCUUAAGAGUAAGCGCAACGUCUACAUCUAUCUUCGGUCAGAAAAUGGGACACAGUGUUUUUCCUCAAGUAUGUUACUUAAACACAUAUACGAACAUUUGCCUGUAGCCAUGCGGAAUUUACAAAUUUCCUGUACUAAGUGCAUGGACAAACACAAGGAGGAUGUUUCAAAUAUCGGGGGAUUAUUUGUGAACAGCGGCCGCUGUCUUCAUCACCCAGAGGGAGCCGAGUUGGAUUUACUGUGCACUGUGCCCAAGUUGCAAAACAGUAUUUUAUCUGUAGGUGUGAAAUUACAAAUUAGAAUUUUGCGCAGGCAUGUACUCUCAGGAGAUCCUUGGGUGAAACGAAAAAAGAGAAACGUGAAUUCAGCUCCACAGUUUCAGUUACCCAAUUACCAAGUGUCUGUACCCGAGAACGAGCCAUCGGGAACCCGAGUUAUUACGCUGAAAGCCUUGGAUACAGAUGACGGAGAUGCUGGAAAAAUUGAAUAUGAUAUAGAGGCCUUGUUUGACAGUAGAUCAAACGAUUACUUUCAAAUUAACCCCGAUACUGGUGGCAUUACAACUCUGCAGGCAUUAGACCGGGAGGUGAAAGAUACGCACGUCUUCAAAAUCACUGCUACUGACCGGGGAACUCCAAGGAGGUCCGCAACAGCGUAUCUCACUGUCACAGUGAGUGACACCAAUGAUCACGGACCUAUGUUUGAGCAGAGUGAGUACAGAGUCAGCAUACGGGAGAAUGUUGAAGUAGGUUUUGAAGUGAUUACAAUCAGAGCCACUGACGGAGAUGCUCCAUCUAACGCCAAUAUGAUUUACAAGAUUGUCAGUGCUGACGAGCUCACUGAAGGUUUUGAAAUAGAUCCAAGACAUGGACUGGUCAAAACUAGAGUUUGUCCAGACAGAGAGAUCACGUCUCAUUACCAGUUAAUUGUGGAGGCCAAUGAUCAGGGCAAAGACCCUGGUCCACGCAGUGCCACGGCCACAGUGUAUAUCUCUGUUGAAGAUGAAAAUGACAACUACCCUCAAUUCACUGAGAAACAAUACGUGGUCCAGGUGCUGGAGAAUGUAGCCGUGAACUCUCAGGUGGCUCAGGUGAAGGCUACUGAUAAAGAUGAAGGGAACAAUGCUAGGGUUCAUUAUAGCAUCAUCAGUGGGAAUGUGAAGGGCCAGUUCUACAUUCACUCCCCGACUGGUGUCAUUGAUGUCAUCAGUCCACUGGAUUAUGAGAUGAUCAGAGAAUACAGUUUGCGGGUAAAAGCACAAGAUGGUGGAAGGCCACCACUUAUAAAUAGCACAGGUCUGGUUGUUGUUCAGGUUACAGAUGUGAAUGACAAUGUCCCAAUUUUUGUCAGCACACCUUUUCAAGCCUCAGUGCUUGAGAAUGUUCCCAUUGGUUACUCAGUGAUUCACAUACAGGCUAUUGAUGCAGACUGUGAAGAUAAUUCCCGUUUGGAAUAUGUGCUCACAGACACAUCCCCUAGUUUCCCUUUCAUCAUCAAUAACAACACAGGUUGGAUCACAGUUUGUGCAGAGCUUGACCGAGAGACAACAGAAUUUUACACUUUUGGUGUGGAGGCAAGGGACCAUGGGGUUCCUGUGAUGUCAUCUUCAGCCAGUGUCAGUGUGACAGUCCUGGAUGUGAAUGACAAUGUUCCCACUUUCACACAGAAGCUUUACUCCCUUAAAAUCAAUGAGGAUGCAGUAGUGGGCACCAGUGUGUUGACAGUCAUGGCUGUUGAUCGAGAUGUGAACAGUGUGGUGACUUACCAGAUCUCCAGUGGGAACAUACGGAACAGGUUUGCCAUCACUAGUCAGAGUGGGGGUGGUCUCAUUACCUUGGCAUUGCCACUGGACUACAAACAGGAGCGGCAGUACAUGUUGACAGUGACAGCUUCAGAUGGCACACUCUUUGACACAGCGCAGAUCUUCAUAAAUGUCACUGAUGCUAACACACACCGCCCUGUGUUCCAGAGCACCAAUUACCAGGUUGUGAUAAGCGAAGAUCGUCCUGUGGGGUCCACUGUGGUGGUGAUCAGUGCCACAGACGAGGACAGUGGUGAGAAUGCUCACAUCACUUACAUCAUGGAGGAUAACGUGCCCCAGUUCAAGAUCCACCCAGACUCAGGUGCCAUCACCACCCAGAUGGAAAUUGACUAUGAAGACCAGGCCUCUUACACUCUGGCCAUUAUUGCCCGUGAUAAUGGUAUUCCCCAAAAGUCAGACACCACAUACGUGGAGAUUAUAGUGCUUGACGCUAAUGACAAUGCACCUCAGUUCUCAAGGGACAUCUACCAGGGCACAGUGCUUGAGGAUGCGCCUGUAUACACAAGUGUCCUUCAGGUGUCUGCAUCAGACAGGGACUCAGGGUCAAAUGGGAGACUCAGCUACACCUUUCAGGGAGGGGAUGAUGGUGAAGGGGAUUUUUUCAUUGAACCCUAUUCUGGGAUUAUACGAACAGCAAGGAAACUAGACAGGGAAAAUGUGGCUGUAUAUACCUUAAAGGCUUUUGCAGUGGACAAAGGAGUUCCUCCUUUAAAGGCAGCAGUGGAAAUUCAGGUGUCUUUACUGGACAUUAAUGACAAUGCACCUGUAUUUGAAAAGGAUGAGUUGCACAUUUACAUAGAGGAGAACAGUGCAAUUGGCUCUACUUUGGCUCGUAUCACUGCCACAGAUCCAGAUGAGGGAACCAAUGCCCAGAUCCUUUACCAGAUUGUAGAGGGGAACCUCCUAGAGGUUUUCCAGCUGGAUAUCUUCAGUGGAGACCUGACUGCACUGACCGAUCUGGAUUAUGAGUCCAAGAAUAAGUAUAUGAUUGUGGUUCAAGCCACAUCUGCUCCUCUUGUCAGCCGGGCCACAGUGCACAUUCACCUUGUGGACAUCAAUGACAAUGACCCUGUUUUGCAGGACUUUGAGAUCAUCUUUAACAACUAUGUCACAAACAAGUCCAACAGCUUUCCCUCUGGUAUUAUUGGAAAGGUGCCUGCACAUGAUCCGGAUGUGUCUGAUAAGCUUAUUUACAAUUUUACUGAGGGAAAUGACCUGAAUCUCCUGAUCCUGAACCAGGACACGGGGAACCUGAGGCUGAGCCGGAUUCUGGGCAAUAACAGGCCCCUGGAAGCCACCUUGAAGAUCACAGUCUCCGAUGGACUCCAUCAGGUCUUAGCUCUCUGUACACUGCGUGUCAUCAUCAUCACAGACGACAUGCUGACCAACAGCAUCACUGUGCGUCUGGACAACAUGUCUCAGGAGCGCUUCCUGUCCCCUCUCCUCGGACUCUUCGUUGAGGGCGUGGCCACUGUGUUGUCCACCAGUCGUGACAGUGUCUUUAUCUUCAACAUACAGAACGACACCGACGUCAGCGGCAGCAUUCUCAAUGUCACAUUUUCGGCUCUGCUUCCGGGCGGCACUCCAGGACGUUACUUUCCAUCAGAGGAGCUGCAGGAGCAGCUCUACCUGAACCGCACCCUGCUGAGGCUCGUCUCUGCCCAGCAUGUCCUGCCCUUCGACGACAACAUCUGCCUGCGAGAGCCCUGUGAGAACUACAUGAAGUGUGUGGCCAUCCUGAGGUUCAACAGCUCUGCUCCUUUCGUGGCCUCAGACACUGUGCUCUUCAGACCCAUCCGCCCUGUCAGUGGACUGCGGUGCCGGUGUCCAGAUGGGUUUACUGGGGACUACUGUGAGACAGAGAUAGACCUGUGCUACUCUGGGCCCUGCCAGAAUAACGGGAAAUGCCACAGCCGCGAGGGAGGGUACACCUGUGAGUGUCCAGAGGACUUCACUGGUGAACAUUGUGAGGUGAAUGCACGCUCUGGACGGUGUGUGCCUGAUGUGUGUAAAAACGGAGGCCAUUGUGUUGACCUGCUGGUUGGGGGGUUCUUGUGUCGGUGUCCUGAGGGGGAAUUUGAAAAACCGUUCUGUCACAUGACCACACGCAGUUUCCCUGGGCAGUCCUUUCUCACCUUCAGAGGUCUUCGACAAAGGUUCCACUUCUCUGUCUCCUUCAUGUUUGCCACUCGAGAGAGAAAUGCUCUUUUACUGUACAAUGGCAGGUUCAACGAGAGACACGAUUUCCUUGCCAUAGAGAUUGUUGAGGAGCAGAUCCAGCUGACCUUCUCUGCCGGAGAAGCUCAGACAGGAGUGUCUCCCUUCGUUCCUGGCGGAGUCAGUGAUGGCCAUUGGCACACAGUGCAUCUGCACUACUACAACAAGCCUAAUAUCGGACGCCUCGGCCUUCCCCACGGACCGUCAGGAGAGAAGGUAGCUGUGGUUGCCGUGGACGAUUGUGACAUUACCAUGGCACUGCGCUUUGGAGGACAGAUCGGAAAUUACACCUGCGCUGCUCGUGGAACCCAGACAGGGCCUAAAAAGUCUUUGGACCUGACCGGGCCUCUGCUGCUGGGCGGCGUUCCAAACCUGCCUGAGGACUUUCCCGUGAGGAACAGAGAUUUUGUCGGCUGCAUUAAAGACCUGACAAUUGACAGCAAGCUUGUGGACAUGGCCAGCUUCAUCGCAAACAAUGGCACAACAGCAGGUUGUGCUGCCAAGAGGAACUUUUGUACACAGAGUGUAUGUCACAACGGAGGGCUGUGUGUAAACAAGUGGAAUACAUACUCCUGUAACUGUCCACUGGGGUUCGGAGGCAAGAACUGUGACCAAAUCAUGCCCUCUCCUCAGCACUUUGACGGCCAUGCCCUGGCAUCUUGGAGUGAGCCUGACGUCACAAUUGCCAUACCCUGGUACCUGGGCCUCAUGUUCCGCACCCGUAAGAGCACUGGCACCUUGCUGCUGGUUAAUGCCGGCAACUUCUCCAAAAUCAACCUCCUGAUCAGCAACAGACAUGUGCAUUUCCAGGUAUUUCUGGGAACUAGGCUGGUGGCGUUGCUAGACUUCCCACAGAUUCGUGUAAACGAUGGAGGAUGGCACCAUGUCCUGGUGGAGCUGAAAAGCAUUAAAGAAGGAAAAGACAUUAAGUACAUGGCUCUGGUGUCUCUGGACUACGGCAUGUUUCAGCGGUCGGUGGAGAUUGGGAAUGAACUGCCCGGCCUCAGAGUGAGGAGUCUGUUUGUAGGAGGAAUACUGAAGAAAGAUGGCACUGUACAGAAUGGAUUUAACGGCUGCAUGCAGGGUGUGCGAAUGGGAGAGACAUCCACUAACACAGCCAACAUUAACAUGCGUCAGGCUCUGAGGAUACGGAUUAAGAAGGGCUGUGAAGUCGCUAACUCAUGUUUGACCUCAGUGUGUCCCACACACAGUCGAUGCAAAGACACCUGGGCAUCUCACUCCUGUCUGUGUGAGCCAGGUUAUUUUGGAAGAGACUGUGUCGAUGCGUGCCUGCUGAACCCUUGUGAACACACUUCCACCUGUGUGCAUAAGCCAGGCUCCAAACAUGGCUACAGCUGUGUGUGUGACCACAACUACUACGGCUCACACUGCCAGUACAGAAGUGGCCAGCCCUGUGCACUGGGGUGGUGGGGUCACCCGACCUGCGGGCCGUGUAACUGUGAUGUCAGCAAAGGCUUUCACAGAGACUGUAACAAGACCACUGGGGAGUGUCGCUGCAAGGACAAUUACUACCGUCCCGCAGGUGAAGACGCCUGUUACGCCUGUGAGUGUUUCCAUCUGGGUGCUCACAGUCGGACUUGUGAUCCUCUGACUGGUCAGUGCUCUUGUAAGACGGGUGUGGUGGGACGUCGUUGCGACCGCUGUGACAACCCCUUUGCUGAGGUCACACCCAGCGGCUGUGUGGUGGUUUAUGAUGGCUGUCCCAGAGCCUUUGACACAGGGAUCUGGUGGCCCGAAACUACAUUUGGCAGUCCUGCUGCCAUGAAAUGUCCUAAAGGAUCCAGCGGCACAGCCGUCCGGCACUGCAGUGAUGAGAAGGGCUGGCUUCCACCGCAGCUCUUCAACUGUACCUCCCUGGCUUUCUCCAAGCUCAUGAAAGAGAGUGCAGAGAUCCAGGCAAAUGCCUCCAGACUAGACAGAGAGCGAUCCAUAAGCCUGGCAGCCACACUACGCAGUGCCACAGAGCAAACUGGCCCUCUGUAUAGUAACGACGUGAAGACAGCCUACCACCUCAUCACAAACAUGCUACAGCUCGAGAACCUCAAGCAUGGAUUUGACCUGACCUCUACUCACGAUUCAGCCUUUAACGAGAACAUUAUCAGGGCAGGCAGCUCCAUCCUCAACCCAGACCUUAAGGAGCACUGGGAUCGGAUCCAGCAGUCAGAGGGGGGCACUUCCCAACUGCUGCGGAGUUUUGAAGAGUAUGCCCACACCCUGACUCAGAACGCCAAGAGAACCUACCUCAGACCUUUUACCACUGUCUCAGAGAACAUCAUUGUAUCUAUGGACUACCUGGACUUCUCCACCUCAGAUCAAAUCCCUCGUUUCCAGAGGAUAAAGGAGGUGUAUUCCAAAGAGCUGGAGUCAUCCGUCUCCUUCCUGGGUUUAUCCAUCAGGGCAGCAGAGAACAGGGUUCUUCCUGCUGAAGAACUAUCCCUCCAGACUGAUCCUCCCGACGCUCCUGUGGAUGGCCCCGCUCCUACAACAGCCAAUCACACACCAUCGGUUAAAAAAAAGCAUCAUAGUGAGGGUACUGACUCCUCCCCCGUUGCGAUGGUGAUCAUUUACAGGUCUCUAGGCCAGCUCCUACCCGAGAAUUAUGACACAGAUCGACGCAGCUUCCGGCUGCCAAAUCAUCCUGUCAUUAACAGUCCUGUGGUGACUACCGUGCUGUACAAAGAGAGAGAUCCUGUCUCUGCUCCACCUGAAUGUCCUGUCACCCUCCACUUCAGACUGCUGGAGACAGAGGAGAGAACCAAGCCUGUCUGUGUGUUCUGGAACCAUUCCCUCCUAGCUGGGGGAACAGGGGCCUGGUCUUCCAGAGGCUGUGAGCUGGUUUUCAGGAACAUCUCUCACGUCAGCUGCCAGUGUAACCACAUGACCAGCUUUGCCAUCCUCAUGGACAUCUCCAAGAGAGAGCACGGGGAUGUUCUGCCUCUGAAGGUGGUGACAUACACCACAGUGUCAGCCUCCCUGGUUGCCCUCCUCAUCACCUUUCUCCUGCUCGCCAUCCUCCACAAACUACGCUCUAACCUGCACAGCAUCCAUAAGAACCUGGUGGCAUCCAUUUUUCUCUCCAAGCUCGUCUUCCUCACAGGCAUCAAUCAGACAGAUAACCAGUUUGUGUGCACAGUGGUGGCCAUUGUGUUGCAUUAUUCCUACAUGUGCACCUUUGCCUGGAUGUUUGUGGAGGGUCUGCACAUUUACCGCAUGCUCACAGAAAUGCGCAACAUUAAUCACGGUCACAUGCACUUCUACUAUGCCAUCGGCUGGGGCUUUCCUGCCAUUAUCACCGGUUUGGCAGUGGGGCUGGAUCCUCAGGGUUAUGGGAACCCAGACUUCUGUUGGCUCUCUGUUCAUGACACACUCAUCUGGAGCAUCACUGGCCCCAUCUCUGUCAUAGUCCUGAUAAACAUGGUAAUAUUUACACUGGCUGCCAAGGCUUCUUGUGGACAGAGGCAGCGCACUUUUGAAAAGACAUUAGCAAUCUCUGCUCUGCGUGUGGCUUUCAUGCUCCUUCUGCUCAUUAGCGCCACCUGGCUGCUGGGACUAAUGGCGGUCAACAGUGAUGUUCUUACUUUCCACUACCUUUUUGCCAUCCUCAGCUGCCUGCAGGGCAUUUGUAUCUUCUUCUUCCACUGCAUUUUCAACAAAGAUGUGAGGAGAAAUUUGAAAAGCUUCUUCACAGGGAAAAAGUUGUCAGCAGGGGAUUCGAGUGCCUUCAAUGCUACGCGUGCAACUCUGCUCACGCGUUCUCUGAAUGGUAACACAUACACGGAGGAUGGGGCUUUAUACCGUACACCGAUCGGAGAGUCCACUGUGUUUCUGGAAAGUUCUGUCAGGUCAGGCAAGAGCUGUAGCAGCGGCUACCUGACAUAUGCACUCAGAGGGUCUUCUACCAGCAGAAAAGAGGAGCAUGGGGAGGGAGACUCAUCUCUCUUCUACCGUAACAGUAAAAAAGCUGAGGGGUCAGACUCGGACAGUGAGCUCUCAGUAGACAAUAAUAGCUGUUCCUGUGCUUCGUCUCACUCAUCAGACAGCGAGCAUGAGGAGGAGAAGAAGACUAAACCUAAAUGGAAUAAUGAAAGAUCUCCACUCCACAGCACUCCUAAAGUUGAUACAGUGUCCAAUCCUGUAAGGCCGCACUGGCCAGUAGAGCACCCAACAGCCAGUGAGAGUGAGAAUGCUGGCAAAAUGGAGAAACCGUGUGUGGAGACCAGGGUGAAUGUGGAACUUCAUCAGCAGAAUAAACUCAGUCAUAAUGGAGAUCUCCCGCAACCUCCAAGUCAGCCUGGGAGCAACCAGUUACCCAGGAGAGGGAUUUUAAAAAACAAAAUCACCUACCCGCUGCCACUUACUGACAAGAACAUGAAAAACCGACUGAGGGAGAAGCCGAGUGACUACAACCCCCCACUGUCUGGCUGUAAGACUCCAUCAUUAGGGUCUACUGAAGGGCUCUGCACGGGCACUGAGACCAACAGCAUCAUUAUCAAACCUCCCCCAUUACCUCCAGUAAUCCCCUCCAAUGGGGUUACCAUGGAGCAGGGCACAAGCCUAGUCACAGCAGGCGAACAGUUCAACUCUGAUGGAAGCAACGAGACAUCAAUCUGA